Molecule: messenger RNA, 7053 nt
Organism: Anguilla anguilla (European eel)
Lineage: Eukaryota; Metazoa; Chordata; Actinopteri; Anguilliformes; Anguillidae
Product: zinc finger C3H1 domain-containing protein-like
Exons: 35
Coding region: 185-6184 (1999 amino acids)
Biological process (GO): RNA processing
Cellular component (GO): nucleus; exosome (RNase complex)
Molecular function (GO): protein binding
Source: RefSeq, a predicted model, not a curated record
UCUUGACUACGUAAGCUUGACUGGAAAGGAAAAGGAUAUUCAGCAAGCUGCUUGGAGGUGUUGAAGUACGACUAAAACAGGACCGAAAAUAACGUAUUAACGUCGAAUGAUUGAUUGUUCAAACCAAGAAACUGAAGACACACGAGAGGUCGUCUAACUAAAAUCUGUACAGACUUCGAUAGUAAUGGAGUUAAAUUCGAGUGGCCAGUCUCCUAGAGAAGAAGGGGAGCUUGAAGACGGAGAGAUAUGCGACGAUGACACCGAUGAAAAGCUGUUGUUGCCGUGGGAUAGGAGGCCUAACGUUACUACUACGAGUAGCGCCACAAGCACUUCAGUACGAUGUGCACGGAAAGCAAAGCCCUCGGCGAGGUCGUUGCCCUCGAUGAUGGGAGCCCCGCCAGGUCAGGAUUUUCGAUUAAAAAUGCCGUUCAAUCGCGGACCUCACCCGCACCCACCCUUCCCCCCAGGACACAGACAGCCAGGUGGCCCGAGCGGACCCGACCGGCCGCUUUCAGGACAGCACUGUGACACUGGCCCUCGGUCCUCUUUUUGGGAGCGCAGCCACACGGCUCUUGGUAGACUAAGGUACCGAGGGAAACCACACGAGAGUCGCGGUGGUUGGGGAAGAGUAGGUUGGGGGGAAGGUGGGGGAGGGAGAGGGACUGGAAGGCCGCCACCGGGCCGGUUUGCUUUCGGGGAAAAUCAUGGGAAUCGAAAGGAGUCCCCUUCACGAAAACAGAAGCUUUUCGGGAGGAAUCAGGUAAGAAAACCCAUGUAUAACUCUGCCAAAACCGAGAACGGUGUUGACGAGAGCUUCGAGGACCUGCUCAUGAAGUACAAGCAGAUCCAGCUGGAGCUGGAAUGUAUUCGCAAGGAGGAACGGAUGGCGCUGGACCCCAAAGCGGACUCCCCUCCCAAGGAGACGGAGGGCCCUGGAGGUGUUAAGACUGAACAGGUAUUGGAGUCGGACAGUGUUCAGGGGGAGGCCGCGGGCGAGGCCCCCCCGGAUCCGGAGAAGGCGGAGAAGAAGGCUUUCCAGGCCUUCAAUCUGAAGCCGCUGAGGCAGAAGCUCCUGACCCCGGCCGAGAGGGACGCCAUGAACCAGAAACCCGCUACGGACGCGGACGGGAGCCCAGAGGCCACGCCUCCACCGGCUCUCGCAGCCACUACACAAGUUGAAGAUGAAGAUGAGGACGAUGAGGAGGAGGCGGAUUUGGACUUGUCAAAUAUAUCCUGCGUAAGCAGCAAGUCCGAUGUCCCACUUGUGAAGGCGGGGCGGGGGAAGGACGAGGAUGACGAGCUGUCAGAGCUGCAGCUCCGCCUCCUGGCCCUGCAGUCGGCCAGUAAGAAGUGGCAGCAGAAGGAGCAGCAGGUGAUGAAGGAGAGCAAGGAGAAGAUCACCAAGGCCAAGCCCGCGCCGGAGAAGGGCGGCGUGGGGCCCAAAGCCGGGCCAGAGAAGGCCAGACCAGGGCUGAAGGCCCCCCAGGAGAGGGGGAAGAGCGUGCCCAAGACCCACCCAGGCAAGAAGAACAUCAGUCCAGGUUCAGUGGCCAAACAGGCGUGGCGCAAGCAGCAGCUGCGCACCUGGAAGCUGCAGCACCAGAAGGAGCAGGAGGAGCAGCGGCUGCAGCAGGAGGAGGAGGAGGAGAGGAGGAAGAGGGAGGACGAGAUCCGUAAGAUCCGGGACCUGUCCAACCAGGACGAGCAGUACAACCGCUUCAUGAAGCUGGUGGGGGGCAAGAGACGCUCCCGCAGCAAGUCCGUGGACACGGAGCACAGGAAGUCCCUGGGCAAGCAAGGCCUGGACACGUCCGGGAACCUCUACCAGUACGACAACUACGAUGAGGUUGCCAUGGACACGGACAGCGAGGCCAGCUCGCCAGCUUCGUCCCCAGUGCGUGACGCCCUCGGCAUCGACGCUCCGCCAUUCAUCCCCCCGACGCACCCCUUCCCCACGGACUCUCCCCCACUCAGCCUGGCCCCGGCUCAGUGUUUCCCGGACCCCCUGUCCGUGGGCCCGUCCCCGGGGGCGCCUCCCCCGCCCCUGCCCCCCCUCCCGCCGGACGAGCCCGAGAUGCCCCCCAAGCCCCCGUUCGCCGACGAAGAGGAGGAGGAGGAGAUGCUGCUGAGGGAGGAGCUGCUCAAGUCCCUGGCCAGCAAGCGAGCCUUCAGGCCCGAGGACACCUCCAGCAACAGCGCCCCUCCCUCCCCCCCGGCCAGCGCAGCCGCCCCGGUGGUGCCCAGGGGUGCCCUCGCCGCCCUGCCCACGUCACGAGCUGCCAGCACCAAGUUCAGCCGAGGACAUCCCCCCCCUCGCCCUCCGCUGGUGCUCCCCAGGCACAAGUCGGUGGUGGUGCGGCUGAACGGCUCCGAUGACAGCGACUCUGAGGGCGACGCCCCCAGCCCCGCCCGCAUGGCCUUCGGAGGCCUGGAGUUCAUGAUCAAGGAGGCCCGGAGAACAGCGGAGGCUGCCAAACCCAAGGGCAGCUCUGCUUCAGAGAAGGAGAAUAACCCAAUCAGGACGCCCGAGGCGCUUCCCGAUGCCAAGAAGAUGGAGUACCGGCGCUUGAAGGAGGAAAUCGCCAGCAGGGAGAAGCAGCGCGUGCUGAGGCCGGACGCCUCCCGCCAGGCUCCGCCCGAGUCUGAGGUGGACACGGCGGGGAGAGCCGCUGCUCAGCUACAGGUCACCGAGGCGGAGAACAAGCUGGCCAAACACAAGAACCUGCUGCAGAAAGACGAGGUCCUCCUCAAGCACCUCCUCCAGCAGGAGCAGCGGAAGCGGGAGUCGCUGCGCGCGGCCGAGGCCAAAGCCGCCAAGCUGAAGGAGCAGCUCCUGGCGUCGGAGAAGAUCGCCGGCGCCAACCGGCUGCUCUUAAAGAAGCUGGAGGAGCAGGUCCACCGGGUGCAGCACCGCGUGUCGGUGAAGAAGCACCAGGCGCUGAAGCUGGAGAAGGACCUCGCCCAGGCGCGGGCGGUGGCGGGGAGAGGCGGAGUCAAGCGCAGGAAUGACCCCGCCCACUUCACUCCCAGGAAGCUGCAGCGAUUGGACGGCUCUCCCCGCACGUCGGAGCAGCACUUCGCCGCGCUCAUCGCCCAGAAGCAGCGGCUGCAGCAGCUGGAGUCGGAGUACGCCCUGAAGAUCCAGCUGCUGAAGGAGGCCCAGGCCCUCCGCCACCGGGGGGCGCCGCCGCCCCCGGCCCCCAGCCCCGCCCCCUUCCCCCUGCCCCAGCCCUCGCUGCACGACCUGACGCAGGACAAGCUGACGCUGGCCAGCGAGGACGCCGAGGCCGAGGCCGAGGAGCUGUCCCCCGCCAGCGCCGCCACGCGGGGGCGCCGCCGCUCCUUCCGCGAGUCGGGCUUCUUCACCAAGCCCAAGCUGCGCCACCCGGACGUGUCGCCCGGGAAACCCGCCAAGCCCGCCGCCGGCUCGCCCGAGCUGCUGCUGGGGCUCAACCUGGAGGACCUGCGCCAGCGCUACCUGGAGUCGGACCGGCUCGGCCAGCUGAUGCAGCGCGGCCUCCUGGCCACCGGGGGAGCUGUGGGGAGCCGGCUGCCCACGAAGGAGAUCCCUGUGGAUGUGGAGCUGCUCUCUGUGCCAGCGACUCGUGGGGAGCUGAAGCCAGUGCCAUUCGGACCCUAUCACAGCCCCCUACUGGCCUUCAGAUCUUACAGAUUCAGUCCGUAUUUCCGCACCAAGGAGAAACUGUCCCUCAGUUCCGUGUCCUACAGCAACAUCAUCGAGCCGGAAAAGUGUUUCUGCCGCUUCGACCUGACGGGCACGUGCAACGAUGACGCCUGUCCCUGGCAGCACAUGAGGAACUGCACUUUGAACGGAAAGCAGUUGUUCCAGGACAUCCUGUCCUACAGCCUGCCCCUCAUCGGCUGCUCCGAGAGCAGCACCGACCAGGAAGUCAGCGUUGCCACCGAAAAGUACAUGAGCAAGCUGUUUGGUGCCAAUAAGGACCGCAUGGGCACGGACCAGAAGGCCGUGCUGCUCGUGAGCAAAGUGAACGAGAGCCGAGGCCACGUCCCGCCGCACACCACCUGCAAGGAGGCCAGGAAGUGGAGGCCACGCCCGGCGCGGAACCCGAAGCCGGAGACGGGCAGGGACAGCAGCGACGAGGACCCAGCCGACAGCCUGGGGCUGGAGAAGCAGGAAGGCUGCUCGAAGCCCCUCUGGAGGCAAAGCUCCGCCCUCGAUGUGUGCGUCACGCAGGACGACGAGCGCUACUUCACCAACGAGACGGACGACAUAUCCAACCUGGAGACCAGCGUGCUGGAGAGCCCGCGGGACGUGCAGCUCUGGAUCAAGCUGGCCUACAAGUACCUCAACCAGAAGGAGAGCUCCGCGGCGGAGUGCCUGGACGCGGCCCUGAACACGCUGGCCCGGGCGCUGGAGGACAACCGCUGCGACGCGGAGGUGUGGUGCCACUACCUCACCCUGUUCUCCCGCCGCGGGAAGAGGGAGGAGCUGCAGGAGAUGUGCGAGAUGGCCGUGGAGCACGCCCCCAGCUACCAAGUGUGGUGGAAGUACCUGACAGUUGAGAGCUCCUUCGAAGGCAAGGACUUUGUCUGCGGACGCAUGCUGCAGUACCUGCAGGGUGCUGCAGGGGGCGCCUGCUCGGAGCCGCAGUCCUUCCAGCUGCUGGAGUGCCUGCUGUACAGGGUGCAGCUCAGCCUGUUCACUGGCCGGCGGCAGAACGCCCUGGCCCUUCUGCAGAGUGCCUUGAAGCCAUCGAGUGAGCAGAAGGGCAUGGUGGAGCAGCUGACGGUGGCUGAUCGCUCCCUGGCCUGGCUGUCCUACAUCCACCUGCUGGAGUUUGGCAGCCUGCCCGCGGGCCUGUUCGACCCGGCCCAGUCCAACCCGUCCCGCAUCGUGUGCACCGAGCCCUUCCUGCUGCCCUGGGGCUCGGCGCGGGACGUCCGGACCCAGCCGGACGCGCUCCUCGCUCUGUUCCGAGAUGCUCUGCAGCAGUGUGCAGAUGAGACGCUGUCGCUGAGGGAGCGGACGCUGGCCUGCCUGCCCCUGCACACCAACAUGAUCGCACUGCACCAGCUCCUGGGAAGGCUGGAGCCGGCGGUGGAGCUGUGCGAGGCGGCGCUGGCCCCCUGCCCCGACUGCUGCCCCCUGCUGGAGGCGCUGGCCGAGCUGCACCUGGCGGGGGGGACGCCGGACAAGGCCCUGAAUGUGUGGCUGAGCGCGCUGCUCAACACCCCGCACAACGCGCAGAUCCUCUACCACGCCUGCAAGUUCCUCCUGUCCCAGGAGCAGUCCCACACCAUCGCCCCGCUCUUUAAGGAGUUUGUUUUCUCUUUCUGCGAGGACGAGCUGAGGGAGCAGCAUCCUGUGCUUGUGCUGCGGUACAUCCUGGGUUUUCCAGUGCAGGGCACCCUGAAGGCUCCUCCAAUCAGAAAAGAGCUGAGGGAUCAGCUGACCGCGCAGAUGCCUUACAUGUGUGUGCUGCACUGCCUGUGGCAGUCUCUGUACGGCAGCCUGGGCGAGGCGGUGGACGCUUUCGAGAGGGCCCUGGGCACCGUCAUGCAGCGCGACGUGGUGCAGAGGCUGUGGCUGGAUUAUCUCCUCUUCACCAGUAGUGCGCUCGCCGGGUCCCAGUGCAAGAGGCGCGACCUGAGCGCCUUCACCGACCUGCUGCAGCGUUGCCUAGUGACCACCCCCAGCAGACUGCCCGUCCCCUUCAGCUCCGCCCAGUACUGGAACUGCUACAGCUUCCACAACAAGGUCAUAUCCUUCUACCUGGGCUGCCUGCCCCCGUCUCAGCACUCCUCCGUCCUGGAGAGGCUGCGAUACGUCAUGCCCAGCAACACUGAGCUGGCACUAAGGUUACUGCAGCAGGAGUGGCAGGAGGGGAACAUCCAGCACCUGAAGCUGCAGAGCCGAAUGCUCAGUAACAGCAUCCCCGGCUGUCUGGCUAACUGGCAGAUCGCGAUCGCGGUGGAGAGGGAGUUAGACGGACGAUCCGAGGUGCGUCAGCUUUACCGGCAAGCCCUCCAAAAGCUUCCUCUGUGUGCCGCUCUGUGGAAAGAUCGACUGCUGUUUGAAGCUGCAGACGGAGGUAAAACUGACAAACUGAGAAAACUUGUUGCCAGGUGCCAAGAGGUCGGAGUGAGUCUAGAUGAACCGUUAAAUUUAGGGCCAACCGGAACGGAGGGGAAGGACUGCUGAGCUCUAGAGCUGCAGCUAAGUCAUCCCCAAAAGACCCCUCAGCCCAAAAAAAACUAAUAACUCAAAUUUGAAAAACAUUUAAAUUCACUUCGCAAAAUAUGCAACAACAAAAAAAAUUUUAUCAGCCCAAUUUAGCUUGUGUGAGAGGCAAACUUGGCAAGUUGUCAGACCCUCCCCAAAUCAGUGUUCGCUCCGGACGAGGGUCAUUUGGAAAACCCGGAAAAGGCCGUGACCGGAAGACAAAUGAACUCCUGAUUGUUGAGUAUCUGGGCUGCAUUUAUCUUCUUGCACCGCGUACGUAAGUAUGGUCCUGCUCAAUGACAGAUGUCUUUGCUCCUUUUUUAAUUUACCCGUUCCUUUUUUUUUUUCGUUUGUUUUUUUUUUUUUGUUUCGUUUUUUGUACUGUCAUUUAUAAUUUUUCGUUGAUUUUUGUUUUAUAACGUGAGGUUUCCAGUGCAAUGCCAGUGACAUCUUUCUGUGAUGUUAACGUUUUGCGUGUUUUUAGGCCGCUCUCCUCUUUUUUUCCCCCGCUCCGCCCCCUUGCUUCGUAUCGGGGGGGCGAAGGCUCAGGCUCCUUCACGUUUUGUUUUAGACGGUAAAAUCGCAAAUAAACAGAUGGAUUGCCAGGGGGAGAAAGUAUUUUAUUUGGCCCUCCGGUGGCCGCCGCUGCCGCCGCCGCGUUUGAGACACUGCUGCCGGGACUGCCGAAUGUUUGGAAGGCGAGAGCGCCGCUGGCCAAUCGCGGCGGGGCUGACUCUGAGCGCCCCGGCGACGCGUCAGAACUCACAAACCGCUCCCGAUUAAAUGUCCUUGUGCAAUCUUGUUUUUUGUCAAAAUUUAACAUCCAUUAAAGAGUACCUAAAGAAGAU